AUGUACUGCCCAGGUAUAAGCCCUGACCUUGUAAUGUUGUUUCCCGAACCCAGAAGGAAACUUUGCUGGCCUGAGAAUGCAGCGAUUGAAAUCAAGGGAGACACGAUUGGAGAACUACGGACCUUUCUUUUAAUCCACUUCGAACGGAUACUUAGUAACCAUAUUUCCGGCGGUCAGGAGCCCUUAGCCCUAAAUGAAAAGAAGCGCCCCUUUGCCCGAUUACUCAAGUUGAUCCCUAUAUUGCAGUUGAUCAACAGGGUGCAAAUGUUCUUUGAGCGCAACAAUGAUUUGUUUAAUUAUUACCGGUCUGGAAAAACAAUUUAUGAUGAUCGUUUCUUCAUUCGCUCUGCCCAGGCUAUUCCCGUUGAUCCCGACCAUAUGCUUGAUAUAGACACUCGUUUUUCUACCAGCUAUAGCAAUAGUCUCGCUUAUAUAAAGGCGUUUGAGCGGCUUCAUGGUUAUAUUGUGCAACUGAUCAACCAGAUGGACAAAGUGAACGUUGCCAAUUCAGAUCAGCAUAAAAGUAACCUGGUUUUUACGGACCCCAAAGUGGGUGCUGUAGAGUUUGGUUAUGCACUGUUUGCUAAGGGAGCAUGUAAUAAUGGGAAUGCCAGCCUCAGACAAAUCAUGGAUGUAAUUCAGUUUGCAUUCAAUAUUGAUUUGGGGAACUACAAUGCAAUGUAUAAUCAGAAUAUCAGGCUUCGAAAAAGGUUGGAGCGUUCAGCCUAUCUUAUAGCGUUAAUGAAGUCCAAUGAUGGCCGAAUGGAUGAUCUGGACAAUAACCCGCGUUAA
Ostertagia ostertagi is the source of this 792-nucleotide messenger RNA. NCBI's taxonomy places the organism in Eukaryota, Metazoa, Nematoda, Chromadorea, Rhabditida, Trichostrongylidae. The record is from the annotation of a GenBank genome assembly.